This is a messenger RNA of Schistocerca serialis cubense, 4433 nucleotides long. RefSeq lists its product as uncharacterized. Bases 227 to 1024 code for a protein of 265 amino acids. The transcript has 3 exons. NCBI's taxonomy places the organism in Eukaryota, Metazoa, Arthropoda, Insecta, Orthoptera, Acrididae. The record is from RefSeq and is a predicted model, not a curated record.
GUGUGUGAGUACACAGUGUGCAGUAAAUGGAGCACAGAGUUUCCUCUAUUCUGUGUAGAGUCUGAACGCCUCAAGUGGCCUUGCUUUCUCAUAUUUUAAUAAAACAAGGCCUUCAUUCAUCACUGCUUGAAUCCGGGAACAUGCUGGGUCUACUUGAUAACAGGUUGUACCGUAAGGAGGUCGCACUUGGAAAAAGUGGAAUUUGCGGAGAUUAAUUGUGGCUGCAAUGGGCAGGGAGGGCCUUUUCGCAGUCCUGUACGCUGCCUCGGCAGUCUUGUCCGUCGUGACGGUCGCUGCAUCCACCACCGUGUGGCUCCACUGGAGUGAGAUCCUGGACAACUGCGCCUCCAGAUACUGCGGCUGCAUACUUAAUGGGGAAAGUUCACCCAUCAUGUUCAGUGGCGGAGAAAUCCAGCUGUGCCAUUUUGUGUCAUUUGCGCCGCUGCCUGUUUUUGCAAUAGCUCUGAUUUUGAGCUGUUACUAUGGCUAUAAGGCCUGCAUGUACAAGAAAGUAACCAGAAGUACUUCUAAAAGAAGGAGCGGCAGGAGUGUGGCAGUGGCGAGGUCGGCGGCGGAGGACCCGCAGGCCGGAGGCGGGCAGAUGGCGCUCUCGUGGUGGCUGGUGCUGCUGGUGACGUCAGUCCUGUGCUGCCUGCUGCUGCUGGCCGCUGCCGCCGCACUCACGGCCGGCUACCACGCCUCGUGCUCGCAGUACCGAGAGACGGCGGUGCGCGAGCUGGGCGCUGUGGGGGACGCGGCCGCCGCCGUCUACGACCGCCUCAGCUGCGGCGCCAUCUUCGACAUCAUGGACUUCGUGGAGCCCCACACGCGGCCCUUCCUCGCCAAGGUGGGACAGGAGGACUACUACCCGCUGUCGGAGCAGAGGGACCGCUACCGCGGGGACCCCGUAGACACCGGCGGAGCGCUCGUGACCGCCAUCGUCAGCUCGUGGCUCAACUUUGUGGUCUGGCUGGUGCUGGUCGCGGCCGACGUGAAGCUGUACGGACGCUGCAAGUGCUGCUAGUCUCCGGUCACUUACUGAUCGAUCAUCGACUGAGCGCUCGAGGGCUAUUUUUUAUAAUGCGCUAUUCCAGUCUCGGCAUUUUGCCAUUUUGAAGUGGUCACGUUUGAUAGCAACUGACACUGUCGAAGGACCGCACAGUGGCAUGCGCAAUAGUUCGGUGUUAUCUACAAUAAAAGAUGCCAGAAACAGUAACAGUGUUUGUAGCCGACGUCAAAUUUAUAUUGUAUGUAGUGUCGCUCUCGCCUAUCGAAAGUUGUGAUUCCAGUUUUCAAAACCGUGACAACAUCCAAACACACCAUCUCGGAUGCCAUUUACAACCGUAUCUCACUCCCAAAUCUCUAUUACGACGGUCCCAUUCUUCCUCCACGUACUCUUUCCUUGCUCCACGAAUCCCACGACUUCCCUCCACGCAAAAAUCAAAAGGGUAUAUCAUCUGCUGUCUUUCCCUCCCUCCUCCGGCUCAUCGCGUCAGAAAUAGUCCACCAAUCAGCAUUACUCUUACAAAUGGGGGAAUGGCUAAGCGGACCAAUCCAGAAAUAUGUAGCACCACUUGUGAGAACUCUGAAACAUCGCACCAGGUCCAUCAAAAAAAUGCGUAUGCGGGGGCUCCCUCAAACAAUACAGCAGGUUUUGCUUUUAAGGUGAAAACACAGGCCAUUAUCCCUUUUCUCUGGCAAAAACUGCUUUGGUCCGUGGGCGGUCGACCGGUCAGCGCAGCUGCGAGCUAACUCACCCUCCUACGGACUUUACAGCGGGCUGGUUGCCUCCGCUGAACAAACACUCCUGUGGCCAUCGUGUCUUGAAUUUUUGUGUACGCCAGCCUCGACUUUUUAAUCUCGGUGUACACUUGCAAUUUAUUUAUUAUUGCAUAUCGAUUAAAUGGAUAUACGUAAAAUUGACUCUACCCUAUCGAGUUUGGGCUUGAAUGAAACAUCUUGAUAUGCACAAUACAGUGGUGAGGUCGGAAUAUGGAGGUCAGGAGACCACGCCACCUUACUCCCCCAACGUAACUCCUGCAAUAUGCUGAUGGCACUGCCUACCUAAUCGCUCAUCACACCCUUCAACUCUCUCAUGUCUCCCUCCAAUGGCCCUGAACCUCCUAGUUGACUGAUGUAACACGUGGAAACUUCAACUAAACCGGCAGAAAAGGCAGGCCACCAUCUCGGGUCACACCACUCGACUUUUCCAUCUUCCAGAUUUCCAUCGUUCCAUUUACAACCAACUCAUCCAUUUGACUAACUCAGACAAGUAUGUAAGGGCUAACUCUCGACAGAAAACUAUAAUGCAAACCACAUCUCCUUACCAUCCAACACAAAGCCCGAAAUCGACUAAAACUACUAUCCAGCCGCACUUGGGGCCUACGUCCUUCUACCACUAUCAUCACCUAUAAAUCCCUCAUCCACAUCAUCCUAACCUACGCUAAUGUUGCCUGGAUCCCCACCUCACCUAAUUUCUGUCAGUCCCUUGAAAUCGUGGAAAUACACACAAUCCGCCUCGCCUUCCACGUCCGCCUACCCUCCCAAUCUCGCAUCCAGUACCAACUCAUCCAUUUUCCCAGACCUUCUUCUCUUCCUAGAGCACCUUUGGAUUCCAUACAUUAAUCGCAAAACCCAGUCCCAGCAUCUAAUUUCCCUUCCACUAAUCACCAAUCUGCAGCUCGCGGUCUUGUGGUAACGUUCUCGCUUCCCGCGCACGGGGUCCCGGGUUCGAUUACCGGCGGGAUCAGGGAUUUUCCCUGCCUCGAGAUGACUGGAUGUUAUUGUGUCGUCUUUAUCGUCAUCAUUCAUCCUCAUUACGAUCGGAGGAAGGCAAUGGCAUACCACCUUCGCUAGGACGUUGCCUAGUGCGGCUGUGCGGGUCUCCCGCAUCGUCCCCUACACUCCUCGGAGUUUGGGACCUCAUCAUCAUCAUCAUCAAUCACCAAUCCAGGUACCCGGCUGCACCACUACAUCCAUAUUCCACCUUCUAUGCACGUCCAAGCCUUAUCCAUCCCAUCCUGCUGGAAUUUUAACCAACUCCCACUUCCUGACGAUGAAAUACGUCCCAAGAUAUAUCCUAAUCACAACGCUCCACCUUAGACAAUCCUCCAAUUUUCUCCUUUUCCCUUCAUUCACCUUGCCCACUUCUAGUCGCUAUCUGCAGUUGUACAGGGCCCCACAGUCAUAGUCCUCAUCGCACCUUCAUCAUGACAAUCUGUUCGCGUGCCACCUAGCCAUCAUUCAUGUUCAAGUGUGACUGUAUUUUAACUGUAAUAUAAAAUGUGAAACGAAUUUUAAAAACCAUCAGUACUUUCAUCUAUGUGUAUUUUACAAAUAUUCAUUUAUUGUCACUUCUUUUUACAGAAAAAUUGUCACUGUCACCCACCUACGUUUUUUUUACAGAAUCAUCUGUUAUUGUCACCUUUUAUAUGUUUUAACCAUUUUUCAAUAAAAUUUUUAUAACAUUUGGCUGAAGAGCGGUUUUUUUCCGCUGCCAGCCCGCCCGACACUAAAGAAACAAAAAUCACUAGCGCUCAAUGUAGACGCAUCUAUACACGUAUACGUUGAGCCAGGAAGUGUGGACCAUGUGAGAAUGAUGUAUACAUUAUGUUAGAAAAUUUUCGUUACAGGCUUCUAGAAUUAGUAGAGGGGAGAAAGUAGAUAAUAUUUUGAAUUGGAACCCAUGUCCGGAAACGUACCGUUUCCGUGCUACACCCAUUUGAAAACAUGUUGGUAAAGCGGCCACUUUUACAAUUAAUUGGUUAGGUGUGACCCAGCACAUCACUUGUUUUACAGUUCCACUCAUUAAUAGCCAGAGAAAUUGCUCUUGUACUUGUUGACGGGUUCUUUUCAACGUGAUACAGUAGGCCCUGUUCCAAUUCGGAUAUGCGGCGUGUCCUUGGAGCACAAGAGUUACGCCUGCUGACGGAGAAGGUACCCUUUCUCGAGACCGCCGCGUAAUUGUGGCGGAAAGGGUAAGCAAUGAAGUCGGACGUUGGGGAGAACGCGAAGCAGCUCCUCCGAUACCGUGACCAAUCAAAACGUUCAUGUCGGUGAAUUCUGCAAACACGUGCUCAUCCAUGUUGCUGUAACACUCACAGACACGUGAAUCAGACUCGUACCAGGUCAGAGAGGUACGAUUGACUUCAAAAGACAUCAGUCGAUCCGAUGUAAGCAUCCCCCACUAUGAUUACCCUGUUACAUAGCCACCAAGCAAACAUGUUUUCAAACGCCUGUAGCACGGAAGUGGUACGUUCCCGGAGACGAGUUUCUGUUCAAAAUACUAUGUACUCACUCCCGCCUACAAGUCCUAGAAGCUUGUACCUGUAAUUUCCGAACACCCUGCAUGUAUUGCUGAUAUUUUGAAAUUUUUGACAUGUGCUUAAGCAUAUACUUUACUUAGCGGUUCACUUCACGAUGAGUAAAUGAGA